AUGCUUUGCGCACUGGACAUCUUCUUUAAUACCUCGGAAUCCAACAGCACAGAGGACAUGGAAGUCACGGGGAAUGCCGGGAAUAUGAGUGCCAAAAGAAACGACAGUGAUCCGUUUGGACGAAAUGAAGAGGUGGCCAAGAUAGAGAUCACAGUUUUAAGCCUCGCUUUCAUAGCCGCUGUAGUGGGCAACGUGAGCGUGCUGCUGGCCUUGAGCCGCAGUAGGCGCAAACUGUCCCGUAUGCACCUGUUCAUGCGCCACCUGAGCCUUGCAGACCUGGUGGUGGCUUUUUUCCAAGUGCUGCCGCAGCUCUGCUGGGAGAUCACAUUUCGUUUUUAUGGACCUGACUUUUUGUGUCGCAUUGUGAAGCACCUGCAGGUGAUGGGCAUGUUCGCAAGCACGUACAUGAUGGUCAUGAUGACUGUGGACCGCUACGUUGCCAUUUGCCACCCGCUGCAAACGGUCCAGCAGCCCACACAGCGCGCCUAUACCAUGAUUGGAGCCACAUGGGCGUGUAGCCUGGUUCUCAGUUCACCGCAGUACUUUAUCUUCUCCCUAAGCGAGGUGCGCCCCGGGUCAGCCGUGUACGACUGCUGGGCACACUUCAUUGAGCCUUGGGGCGGGCGCGCGUACAUUACCUGGAUCACAGCAGGCAUCUUUGUCGUGCCCGUGUCUGUGCUGCUCUUCUGCUAUGGGUUAAUUUGUUUUACUAUAUGGAAAAAUCUCAAACUGAAGACCCGUCGAAAAAGUGUUGGAGCCGUGGUAGAAGCUACAAAAACAGGAAUCCUGGGAAGGAACUCUGUUAGCAGCGUCAGCACCAUCUCUCGUGCCAAAUUACGCACAGUCAAGAUGACCUUUGUGAUUGUGGUCGCCUAUGUAGUGUGCUGGGCACCAUUCUUCACCGUGCAGAUGUGGUCCGUUUGGGACAAGAACUUCUCCUGGGCGGACUCAGAAAACACUGCGGUGACAUUAUCUGCUCUUCUGGCCAGUCUGAACAGCUGCUGUAACCCAUGGAUCUACAUGCUCUUCAGUGGUCACCUCUUGUCAGACUUCGCCAGGAGCCUUCCCUGCUGCGCAAAGAUCAGCUCCAAGUUCAGCCACUUAGAGUCCGACAGCAGCAUUCGCAGAACCACUCUGUUGUCCCGCCUCCAGACCCCCCGUCUGUCAGAGCCUUUCAAAGACAACGACACCGCUCCUAAACAUGUUAUUCCUGCUCCGACUACCUCAUGA
Knipowitschia caucasica is the source of this 1230-nucleotide messenger RNA. Lineage: Eukaryota; Metazoa; Chordata; Actinopteri; Gobiiformes; Gobiidae. The record is from the annotation of a GenBank genome assembly.